Chelmon rostratus (copperband butterflyfish) is the source of this 813-nucleotide messenger RNA. Its product is annotated as homeobox protein engrailed-2b-like. The record is from RefSeq and is a predicted model, not a curated record. Gene Ontology annotation, molecular function: DNA-binding transcription factor activity, RNA polymerase II-specific; RNA polymerase II cis-regulatory region sequence-specific DNA binding. The coding region runs from base 1 to 813 and encodes 270 amino acids. Lineage: Eukaryota; Metazoa; Chordata; Actinopteri; Chaetodontiformes; Chaetodontidae. Gene Ontology annotation, cellular component: nucleus. The transcript has 2 exons. Gene Ontology annotation, biological process: regulation of transcription by RNA polymerase II; multicellular organism development; neuron differentiation.
AUGGAAGAAAAUGCUCGACGAGACCGAGAGCGCCCAGAUGACUCCGACUUGGAGUCCAACGGGGCCAUGCUGCCUCUCCUCCAGCCACCUGGAAACCAGCAGUCCCACAGGAUCACCAACUUUUACAUUGACAACAUUUUAAGACCCGACUUUGGACGAAAGAGGAAGGACGGGACUUUGGUCCGGGAGGCAGACAGUCUGGGAGUGAUCAUACGAAGAGAGGAGCUGCCAGGGAGAAAGUCUUCCAAAACUGGCAACCCUCAGCAGGGUGGAGCAGGAGGCAAGGAGGAGGAGAAGACGGGAGCAUCCGACGAUCGGCGUCCGGACACUGAGGACAGGAGGCCGGACUUGAUAGCCAGUGAUGUGGCCGUGAAGGGCCGGGGGAGCGGCGGGGAGCGCUGCCGCAGCCCCCAGGCCAGUUCGGCCCCUGCGGCCAAACCGAUGCUGUGGCCGGCCUGGGUUUAUUGUACCCGCUACUCAGACCGUCCGUCCUCAGGGCCCAGAUCCCGCAAACCAAAGAAGACUACGACCCCGAGUAAAGAGGACAAGCGGCCCCGGACGGCCUUCACCGCGGAGCAGCUCCAUCGGUUAAAAACGGAGUUCCAAGGCAACCGAUACCUGACGGAGCAGCGGAGGCAGAGCCUGGCCCAGGAACUAGGCCUCAAUGAGUCUCAGAUCAAAAUCUGGUUCCAGAACAAGCGGGCCAAAAUCAAGAAAACUUCCGGUAAUAAAAACUCUCUGGCGCUCCAUCUCAUGGCACAGGGACUGUACAACCACUCCUCAGCCAAGGACGCCAAGUCGGACAGCGACUAG